CCGGGUUGUGCACUGAGCAUGCGCACUGCCAUUUCGCUUCCUGUUCCAGACUCCAUUGUAUCGGUGGAUUCGCGUUGACUGACCAGAGUCCGCGAACCUUUCUAUCCCCGUUGUAGAGCUCAUUAAGGAGAAACACAUUCAGAAUGUCAUUAUACCAGUUCUUACUUGAACCUAUCAGUUGCCACGCCUGGAAUAAAGACCGCACACAGAUUGCAAUAAGCCCCAAUAACCAUGAGGUACACAUCUACAAGCAAAAUGGGAACCAGUGGGUGAAGGUUCAUGAGCUGAAGGAGCACAAUGGGUACAUUACAGGCAUAGACUGGGCUCCAAAAAGUGAUCGUAUUGUGACCUGUGGAGCUGAUCGGAAUGCUUAUGUGUGGAGCCAAAAAGAUGGAGUAUGGAAACCUACAUUGGUUAUCUUGCGUAUAAAUCGAGCAGCAACCUUUGUCAAGUGGUCACCUUUGGAAAAUAAGUUUGCAGUGGGGAGCGGAGCAAGACUUAUAUCCGUGUGCUACUUUGAGUCAGAAAACGACUGGUGGGUGAGCAAACACAUCAAGAAACCGAUUCGUUCUACUGUGCUAAGCCUGGACUGGCACCCAAAUAAUGUACUUUUGGCUGCAGGAUCUUGUGAUUUCAAGACUAGGGUGUUCUCAGCAUAUAUUAAGGAAGUUGACGAGAAGCCAGCUAGCACUCCUUGGGGAUCCAAAAUGCCUUUUGGACAGCUAAUGUCAGAGUUUGGAGGUGCUGGCAGUGGUGGCUGGGUCCACAGUGUAAGCUUUUCCGCUAGUGGAAAUCGUUUGGUCUGGGUCAGUCAUGACAGUAUUGUGUCUGUGGUUGAUGCAUCUAAAAACACAAGCUUUUCACAGCUGAAGACGGAAUUCUUGCCUCUCCUGAGUGCCACCUUUGUGUCGGAGAACAGCGUGAUAGCAGCUGGGCAUGACUGUUGUCCUAUGCUCUUCACAUUGGAUGAUCAUGGCUCAUUGACAUUUGUGUCUAAACUGGACAUUCCAAAGCAAAGCACUCAGCGUAACAUUUCGGCUAUGGAACGCUUUAGAAACAUGGAUAAGAGAGCAACCACUGAGGACCGCAUGACUACAUUGGACACUCUUCAUCAGAACAGCAUCACCCAGGUGUCUAUUUAUGAGGGGGACAAAACUGAUUGUCGCAAGUUCUGUACUACCGGAAUCGAUGGUGCAAUGACUAUCUGGGACUUUAAGACUCUGGAAUCUUGUAUUCAAGGCCUGCGCAUUAUGUAACUGAAGAGCAACUGCACAAGCAAGACAAAUGAGCAAAGCUGCAAAUCUCCUAAGAUGUUCUGUGACUUUUUGCUGACCUGUUGUACACUUGAAAUAAAAGUAAAGAAGGUUAUUAAGUACAGCGUGUAAUGAGAUCCAGUUCCAAAAAUAUCUAAUAGUUUUUUUAAGCACAAUGCAUCAAUACAAAUGAGUCAGCUUUUUUGGUCUUGAAAUUAUAUUACUUAACAAGCAUUGUGCGAGGACCAGAAAUACAUUAAUAAAAGCAUCAGUAAUUUUGUGAAUUGUCUUCUAGAAAAUAAAAAAAAUUUAAUGUGGAAA
Messenger RNA from Rana temporaria (common frog), 1574 nucleotides. RefSeq names its product actin related protein 2/3 complex subunit 1A (gene ARPC1A). The transcript is spliced from 10 exons. Bases 144 to 1256 code for a protein of 370 amino acids. Lineage: Eukaryota; Metazoa; Chordata; Amphibia; Anura; Ranidae. Gene Ontology annotation, cellular component: Arp2/3 protein complex; actin cytoskeleton. Gene Ontology annotation, molecular function: actin filament binding. The record is from RefSeq and is a predicted model, not a curated record. Gene Ontology annotation, biological process: Arp2/3 complex-mediated actin nucleation.